CAUGAAUUGAAAUUAGACGAAAAGACCAUUUAUGUGAAGAACUAUCACCCGAGACAUCCCUAUCCUGUCAUCAAAAUUCAUUACUGCUAUCGUAUAAGAACUCCAGACAAUGAGACAUAUGGUGUCUCUUGGGUUGACUUCACGAGUGAGAAACUCGAGAAUUAUAAGUGGAAUUAUUUGGAUAACUAUACAUGUCUUAAGGCUGACGAACACGAACUCCGGGAAAAUUUAAAGUACUGGCGGUUUCGGCUCUUAAUGUUGCCAUCGAUGCAAUCGAUUACAAAAGCCAUUAUCGAUAAGUGCCUCUCUGGAGAAGACGACUACCCGUGCGAUCUCUACCACGACUUCACUCCCGAAGAGAAAGUUCAAUUGCAGGAAGGAUUCAUCAAAUUCUUGGAAAUCAUUAACAGAAUCAGACGUCCGCCGAAUACACGUAAACCCGCUCUUAAAGUGGAGCACAGAAAGAAUGUCAGCUCUAAUCGACGAUUCAGCUCGAGUUCGGCUCAGUUACAGAACCUUCAAACCAAUGCCAACCGAAUGUCUCAACCCUUGGAUAUAAAUGUGGGCGAAGGGGCGCUCUUUAGAGACAACAUCCUUCUUAACCAAUCGUCUCAAACCCAAAAACCAGUGACCGCUCAACGAUUGAACAUAAAUGUCAUCAAUAAAGGCACUGACGAGCGAUGCGACGAAAUCGAUGGACCAAUUUUGUCGACACUUGUCUGUAAGUCACCCAUAAUUGAGAGCGAAUCCAAUCCAACUGAUGACGAAACCAAUGAGAGAUUAACCAUUCAUUCCUCUCAUUCCGAUAUAAUUGAAACCAUGAAAAAGACUAAUGCGCUUAACUUUGUGACCAAAUGUGGAGGCCUUACACCCGAUACGUUCAUUAGCGCCGAAGCCGUGUUUUGGGCCAAAAAUAAUAUCGAAAAUGUAUUGACUGAAGGGAUCGCUAUUUCUCUAUUCCAGUCUAUGGUCGAGUCGGGUGUCAUUUGUCACGCAUCCGGCGAUAAGACACAAGCCUUUAAACAUGGUUUCUAUUUGUAUUGCAUUGUGGAUACAAACAGUAGGAAUCAUCUGUUCGGACACGAGAGCGAUAUUCAUAUGUUUGAGAAGGAGUGGAUGGAAGUGGCAAUUGUGCCGCAAAGCAAUUUAGCCAAGAAUUACGAGCACUGGUACAGCACUGGCAAUGAACUCUAUUCAAAUAGUCUGUCACCUGAAGUACAGGAUUUCACGUCUAAGAAUACAGUCCUUGAUUUAGACGAUGGCUCUAAGAAUGGGAGAGUAGAGUGGGUUAACAUCAAAUACCACAGUGUCUACGAUCCCGAACAGGCAUUUGAAAUGGUUAUCGAAUGGAUGGUCUCCACCGGUAACUCAAUAUCAGAGAUAGUAAUGGGUUGGAGUCGAAAGGCCGCCUCUACUGGCCUUCAUUUGGUUCCGAUACCCGCCGAUCCAUUUGCUCUGCCAUUUUCGAGUAAAUCGGAUCCACUUCGAGGUCCCAUUUAUAUCACGCUUAGUAUCGAUAGUUUGCCCAAAAUGGCCACAAAACUACUUGAAGGCGAAGGAUUAUUCAAUUUUCAAGAGAGGAUUUUAGUAAAGUUUGGUUUCAUCCCAUUCCACGACCCGACCACUGAUAAUCAACGACAGUUUGUUCACGUGAGCGGCAGUAUAUUCGUUAUGAUUCCCAGCAAAAACCCCGCCUCCAGUCCCUAUAAAAGUGUCCGAAAACGAGGCAAACUCUUGAAGGUUGACAACAACGAUACGGCCUGCAGUCCUCACGAAGAGUACAUAACCCGUCACUUCAGUGGUGUAAAGCAAGCGGGAGAGUCCGCUCACAUCGACGCCAAGGCAUGCAUACAAUGCAUGAAUUGA
This is a messenger RNA of Medioppia subpectinata, 1866 nucleotides long. Lineage: Eukaryota; Metazoa; Arthropoda; Arachnida; Sarcoptiformes; Oppiidae. The record is from the annotation of a GenBank genome assembly.